Molecule: messenger RNA, 2536 nt
Organism: Oryzias melastigma (Indian medaka)
Lineage: Eukaryota; Metazoa; Chordata; Actinopteri; Beloniformes; Adrianichthyidae
Product: equilibrative nucleoside transporter 2
Exons: 13
Coding region: 98-1429 (443 amino acids)
Biological process (GO): nucleoside transmembrane transport; hypoxanthine transport; adenine transport
Cellular component (GO): basolateral plasma membrane; plasma membrane
Molecular function (GO): nucleoside transmembrane transporter activity
Source: RefSeq, a predicted model, not a curated record
AAACCAAAAAACGUUCACAUACUCAUUCCUCUUCGAGCUUCACAUCUCUGACCCGGUCCUGAGAGCAGACCACAGACCGAGCGGAACCACCGGAAACAUGAGGAACGAACAGAAGCAGAGUCCUCCCUCUGAUCGAGGUCAGGCUGUUUCCAUCAUCAUCUUCAUUCUGGGUCUGGAAACUCUUCUACCCUGGAACUUCUUCAUCACAGCAUCAGAGUAUUUCAAUGGACGCCUCAACAACAACAGCAGCAGCAGCAGAAACGCAACGACGAUGGACGCGUCAAAAGAUUAUAACUACGAUAGCUGGAUGGCUCUGCUCUCCCAGCUGCCCCUGCUGCUCUUCACUCUGCUGAACUCUUUCCUGUACCAGUGGGUGAAGGAGCAUGUGCGCGUGGCCUUCAGCAUGGUCGCCAUCUUCAUCUUCUUCUCGCUCACCGCCGCUCUGGUCCAGGCAGACAUGCAGCCGGACACCUUUUUCUCCGUCACCAUGGCGACCAUCUGGUUCAUCAACAUGUUUGGAGCUGUUCUGCAGAGCAGUUUGUUUGGCGUCGUCAGCCAGUUCCCUCCACGCUACAACACUCUGUUCAUGAGCGGUCAGGGUCUGGCGGGGAUCUUUGCCGGAAUCGCCAUGCUCUGCUCCAUCUUCAGUAAUCCAGAUAGAAAAUCGGCAGCACUGGGAUACUUCAUCACACCCUGUUUGGCCACGCUGCUGUCUUUGCUGUGUUACAUGCUGCUCCCACGCCUGGAAUUUGCACGUUUUUAUCUGAAUAGAAGUCAAUCCAAUGAAGUGGAGGCAUCGCAGGAGCUCAUCAGCUCAGACCAAAAAGUACAGAGCUCUGAGAAGAAAGACUUGGAGGCCAACGGGAAGAUCAUGAGUCAUGGAGCAGAGAGUCAGCAGCGUUCUUCUGUCUUUGCUGUCUUCAAAAAGAUCUGGGUGAUGGCUCUGUGUGUGACUUGGAUCUUUGCCGUCACCCUCGCCGUGUUUCCAGUCAUCACGGUCCGCGUUCAGACGGUCUACGUGGGCUCUAAAUGGGCCGACGUGUUCACCUGUGUUUGCUGCUUCAUUGUUUUUUACGUCAUGGAUCUUCUGGGUCGUGUUGCUCCAUCUUUCAUGCAGUGGCCAUCAAAGGAAAGCCCCCUGUUUCCCGUCGUCGUCUUCCUCCGUGUGAUCUUCAUCCCUCUGAUCAUGAUGUGCAACAUCAAGGACUCCAAGUGGACUGUCUUCUUCAAGCAUGAUUCUUUCUUUGUGGUCAUCAUGGCUUUGUUCUCCUUCACCAACGGGUACUUGGCGUGCCUCUGCAUGUCCUACGCUCCACAGUUUGUGAGGUGUAAGGACUGCGAGACGGCCGGCUCCCUGAUGACCUUCUUCCUUGCGUUGGGGCUGGCUUUGGGAGCGGGCUUCUCAUUCCUGCUUGGUAAAUUGGUUUAGUUAGACUCAGAAAUAGUCAAAAUCAAAACCACGUCUGAAUUUUUAUUUUUUUCAUUUCAUUGCAUUCAAAUGUACAUUUUUGAAAAAGGGUUUUUUCAGGUUUAUUAGUGUGAAGCACUUGUGUUUUGAGUUUAUUAUUUACUUUUUCUGUACAUAAUUGUUCAUUUUUUGCAAGUCAACUUGAGUUUUGCUCUUUGUGUGAGUUUUUUUAACAGUAGUGUCACGAUUAAAUAUUAGAUGUAGUUUAUUUCUUGUCAUUUUCAGAAAACAGACAAGUACAUCAAAUGUAUGUUUAAAAUUUAUUUCUUGACACCUACAAUUAUUUUCAGUGUUUUUGUGUUUUACUUGAACAUUUUCUAUGAUUUAAAUCACUUUUGAUCAAAUUUUCUAAAUGGUGUUAAGAUUGUUGUUCUUCUAAAUCCAUAGCUCUGCCUCUUGUGCAUAGAAUCAUUAAAAAAAGCAGAAAUUUUUCCUCAUAAAAACAAAUGUAACUGGAAAACCGCUGAGAAAAAUAUGUGGCAUUACUGCAAACUAUUCUGAUGCCCUUAAAAUGUAUUUAUAAUAUUCUGAAGGACAUGGGCUUUAAAAGCUUUUGGAUCAUUUGAAUGUUUUUUUUCUGUGGAAACCUCACAGACAUUUUGUUCUUGCUACUUAAAAACGUUUAAAUUCGCUUGAUGGAGGCGAAAACACAAAGUGAAGCCUGAUGUUUAAAAAAGUAUUUAAAAUUGAUGUAAAAAUUCACUAUUGUUGCCACUAUUAUCUUCACAAACACCAUUAUUUUCAAUCUCACUGUGAUUUUCCUAUCAUUGUAUAUAUAUAUAUAUUUUAUCAGUUUUUUGUGUUAUUAUAAAGCCAAACAUCAAUUUCAACGGCAGCUCAAACUUUGGAUUGAUAGGAAAGGGUUUAAAGUGUUUGUAAUGAUCAAAUCUUUAACCUCACAUGUUUAUUUUUAAAUUUUGUCACUGUUUCAAAAAGGGAAAUAUGAAUGAAUUCAUGUCAAUUUGUUUCAACUGAGCACAACUUUAUUUUCUUAUUUAUUUUUUUUAUUAUGAAAGUUUGUCUUUUUGUACUAUCCUUUUUUUAAUAAAUAAAAAAUGGAUUUUGUUA